Messenger RNA from Panonychus citri (citrus red mite), 579 nucleotides. RefSeq lists its product as uncharacterized. Gene Ontology annotation, biological process: biosynthetic process. The record is from RefSeq and is a predicted model, not a curated record. The transcript has 2 exons. Bases 61 to 453 code for a protein of 130 amino acids. Lineage: Eukaryota; Metazoa; Arthropoda; Arachnida; Trombidiformes; Tetranychidae.
AAUGGUAUCUCACCUUUAGAGAGGCCAUUUAUUGAUACUUUCUAUGCGAUUGGUCAAGCAAUGCAAUUGGUUAAUAUUGCUCGUGAUAUUGUCCAUGAUAGUACAACCGAUGGAAGAUGUUAUAUACCUGCAAUGUUCAUGGAAAAUUCUGAAAAAGAAAUUGACCUGUUAACGAAUAAGAAAACACCCUGGGCCUUGGGUGUGGAAACUUUGAGUAAAUAUUCAAAGUUAAUUGUAGCUCUUUCUUAUUAUUGCUGCUCUAAAGUACCGCAAACAUUGAAUUCGAUGCCUGGUGAGGUUCGAAAACCUUUAAUGAUAUUCAGUGAAAUUUAUCGAACUAUUGGUUCACAGAUAUUGAAACAUGAAGGUUUCGAAAAACGUAUUUUCGUACCACUUUACAAGAAGAUUUGGAUCGCAUUGAGUUACCUUUAUUUCAAUAGAAAACACAUCUAAAUACAAUUUACUCUUUUUCGAUUUUGUAUCAAAAUCUUUUCUCUUCUUCUUAAUUGUAAUUAAAAAUUAAAAUUCUAUCGUUAUUAUGUACAUAUCAAUAAACUUUAUAUUAAUCUAAACUCUCAA